Lathyrus oleraceus (garden pea) is the source of this 535-nucleotide messenger RNA. RefSeq lists its product as uncharacterized. The coding region runs from base 1 to 321 and encodes 106 amino acids. The transcript is spliced from 3 exons. Lineage: Eukaryota; Viridiplantae; Streptophyta; Magnoliopsida; Fabales; Fabaceae. The record is from RefSeq and is a predicted model, not a curated record.
AUGUCGUCAGAGAAGGAAGCUUCAAGCUCCAAAGAGAAACGUAGACUAUCGUGCACUGCUCACUUUGAUGCCCUCUGGUUCUGCUACUCCCCGGUUCAUCAAAUGCAACAGUAUUACAGGCUUGGUGUUCUUGAUAACUGUUCUGGUAAAUGGAAAGCAAUGGUUGACUGCUUAAUGCUCAAGACCAAACCCAGUUCUCAAGUCGAGGAAAUCCUGGCAGCUCAAGAGAAAUCAAAGCCACACAUAUGGAGUUUCAGAACACGAUAUGAAGCUUCACAAUACUGGCGAAGACGAUAUGGUCAUUUAGACAGGCCUGAAUGAGGAAAAUCCUUGUGUGCAGAAGCAUGCGUUUUGCAUUCUGAUUUUAUUUGCAUUUUGGAGAGAGAUUUUUAGUGACCAAAUAAAGUUUAUAUCAAAUUGAAGGUGCCAGAAAGCUAGAUUUUAAUUAUUUUUUUGUGCAACUUUCACAUUGAAUUUUGCAUUGAGAAGACUUAAUGUGUGUUUGAAUUGGUGGUGGAAAUAAUUGAUUUUGAUA